Pseudoliparis swirei is the source of this 1615-nucleotide messenger RNA. RefSeq names its product solute carrier family 25 member 43 (gene slc25a43). The record is from RefSeq and is a predicted model, not a curated record. The transcript is spliced from 5 exons. Lineage: Eukaryota; Metazoa; Chordata; Actinopteri; Perciformes; Liparidae. Gene Ontology annotation, biological process: transmembrane transport. The coding region runs from base 125 to 1150 and encodes 341 amino acids.
UCGGGGCAGGAGACGGAUACCUCAUCGGCCUCUACAGUUAGAUGUCUAACCUGCAUAAAAACAUGUCCUCCUGUCUUUCGGAGAAGACUGAAAUCAUCGCAGGAAGCAGAGAGGACCAACAGUGAUGGCCUCAGUUAAAAAAGAUGACAGACUGACGAGUUCUCAGAGCUUCACUUGCGUCGGUUUCGCCGGGAUUUUCAGUAAAACCGUCACGUCACCGUUGGAGGUGGUUAAAAUUAAGAGUCAGGUGGGUACUUUUCACUGUAAGAGGGGUUUCUCGCAAAGUUUUCUCCUCGUUUACAAGAAUGAGGGACUUCGAGGGUUUUGGAAAGGAAACCUCGCCUCUUGCCUGCGGUUGUUCCCUUACACCGCAGUUCAUCUGGCAACAUACAAAAAGAUAGUCCACCUUCACAUGGAUGAACUGGGCUUCAUCUCUCAGUGGAGAGCCAUAUUCGCCGGUGGACUAGCUGGCUUUGCUGCUGCCAUGACGACGUACCCUCUGGAGGUGGCAGAAACUAGGCUCAUCGCUCAAAGCUGCAGACAGCCCACCUACAUCGGCGUAGUUCGCACUGUUGCAAAGAUCUACGGGAAUGAAGGGCUGCCUGCUCUCUACAGAGGCUUUUCUCUCACCUUGUUGGGUGCAUUUCCCUUUUCUAUCGGUUGCUAUGCAGUUUACAUGAACUUGGACACACUCUGGCAGGAGCCUCCUUUUCGUUUCACGCCCCUGCAGAACUUCAUUAACGGCUGCCUCGCAGCGGGAGUAGCCCAAACCCUCUCCUACCCUUUUGAAACUGUAAAGCGGAAGAUGCAGGCGCAGAGUGCCCGUUUGCCCCAUUUUGGUGGAGUCGACGUCCAUUUCAGUGGAAUGAUUGACUGUUUCGUCCAGGUUGUAAAAAGCAAGGGCAUCUUCUCACUGUGGAAUGGCCUCACGGCCAACACAAUAAAGAUUGUUCCCUACUUUGGCCUUCUUUUCACCUGCUUCGAGAUGUGUAAGCAGGUCUGCCUUUACCGCAACGGCUACAUCGUCUCGCCCCUGAGCUACACACUUGCACCGGGCGUCGACCAGAGCCUCGGGCCGCACGAGCUGCAGGAGGCGAAGCGCUACUUGAAAAACAGGGGCUUCGAGUCGUCUCUCGGAAACCGCUGGUGAAACUUCCCACGAGAAGAGGUCUCUCUGCUGACCACACGUGAACAGUUCAGCCGGACCCUUCAGAGAGGCUUCUGUCUGUAAUAAUCGCAGUCAGCAACAGUCUACCUCAUUCAUAAACCUUUUUGUUUGUUUAUCUGACUAUUAUUGUUCAUUCACCCAUCAUGUCUCUCUGCGACUUUUUCUAAACGUAAUAUGAUGUUUCUUAAGCAUUAGCUAUUUAUUUUGGGGCUUAUUUCAGUUCUUGAUAUCAAAUCGUGCCAUACUGUAAUUUAUCCAAAUGUGUUUCAAAUGCAUCUUCACUCUACUUCCGUGAUAGAUGAUAUGUUUAAUGUGCAAUAUAUGUAAACAUGUUGACGCUUCAUUAGUUUAAGUAGGUUAUGAUCAAUCAUGUAAAUGUGCUAACAUGGACUAUGCUGGAAGAAAUGUGUUUUCAAACAUUAAACAUUUCUCACUUUUAAAUUUGAA